Molecule: messenger RNA, 10353 nt
Organism: Lates calcarifer (barramundi perch)
Lineage: Eukaryota; Metazoa; Chordata; Actinopteri; Centropomidae
Product: latent-transforming growth factor beta-binding protein 4
Molecular function (GO): calcium ion binding
Source: RefSeq, a predicted model, not a curated record
UCAGCUGCUCCGCUCCUAUUGGCUGACAGCAGUAUAAAGACAGAGGCCGGUGGGUGUGAGGGCUCAGUUCAGCUGGAGACUCUCCAGCGUCCAUUCGUCCCACACUGACAGUGACCCUGAAACUCACACGAACACACACUGUGCACGCGCGCACCAUGCUCAUAGUGCAGGGUUUAAACAGCGCUGAAUAAAACCCCGCAGCUUCUCUGAGCCUCAGUCUGCAGCAGACAUGCAGCUGUCUCUGCUCUGCGUCUGGACCAGCUGGAUCUUAACGCUCCAGUCCGCGGCUCAGCUUCAGCCUCACCGGGAGCAGGAGGGCGGGAGGCCCGGCUGGAGGCUGGACGCCGACAAGCCGCCAGCGGUGAGGGAGACCGGGGAGAGGCUCCGGGGAGGACAGGCCGGCAGGAGAGCAGCUCUGACCGGCCCUCAUGUCUGUGGAGGUCGGUGUUGUGUCGGAUGGACUUUGUCGCCUAAAACCAGGAGAUGCACCAAACCCAGGUGUUUCCCUCCUUGCCAUAACGGAGCGUUGUGCCGUCACUCUAACCGCUGUGUUUGCAGACGAGGUUUCCGCGGUUCUCGCUGCGAGUUUUCCACGGUGACGUUUUCUCUGCCCGGACGGCCUCUGACCUCCACCCACCCGACCGUCACCCCCCUCCACACCCCUCCACCACCGUCCGUCACCCCUCAGAGAAACACCAGACCUGCUCAGAGCCAUGUCAUCACAGCUCGCUCUGGUCCUGCUGCUGUUUCACCUCCACCUGCCUCCACCCGAGCUACCAGGAUAACAAAGGUGAUCCCCAGACCCAAACCCGGAGCCUCAGACCUGAAUCCAUCCUCUGCUCCAGCUGAAACCCACAAAGAGGAGGAUGCUACACUUGGACUCAAAACUGAAGGUUUUCAGAAAAGGGUUCCAGAGCAGGAGGAGAACCAAGCUUCUCUGAAAAAUGAAGAGGUGAAGAUGAAACCCACACCCGAGUUCAACGACCUCCAGCCCCGGACAGGAGACACCGAAGACCAAGAGGGGGCAGCAGAGAUCACAGGAAAAACUCCAAACCUGAAGUCUGAUUCAGAACCUGAGGUAGAGUCAAACUCAGAGACUGAGAUAAAAGAACAAGUAGCUCCAGGGUCUCAGACAAAAAACCAGAAUUUAGAGGCUGAAGAAAGUUCAGCAGGAAGAUUAACAGCCUCUCUAAUCCCAAAUCUGGAGUCGAGUUUGAGGCCGACAGUAGAGAAAGGAGAGUCUAAAUCUGGGUCUAAUGUAGAGGAGAGACUGAAUGUGAAAACUAGUUUAAGGUCCAGGUUAGACGACAGUGAAGGAUCCUCCAGGAGCUCAAAGGCUCAGUUUGAUCCAGGACCUAAAGUACAGGACCAAAGACCAGGGAAAACUGUGGAUGCUGGAGAGAUGAGGAGGAGGGAGGAGAAGAAGAAGGAGGUGAAGACUGGAGGAGCAAAGAAGCAGUCGCUGAGUCUGAGGGAGGCUCAGGCCCUGCUGCUGAGGAAGACGCUGUCCCGGGGAGGGAGAGGAGACAAGAUGGCCGCCCUGCUGAUGAAACACAUUGAGAAGGAGAGGAAGAAACUUCGCACUGUGACCUCCUCUUCCUCUCUUUCUAACUCCUCCAUCUCAUCCUCAGUAAAGACCAGUGUGAAGAGUUUCCACACUCAGAAGGGACAGUACACCGUCCACAUCACUGCACCCACAGCUGAUGGACAGACAGCCACAGGAGGAGGAGGAGGAGGAGGAGGAGGAGGGCUGGAGAGGAUCCAGGUGAUGUUCACGCCGACCAUCUGCAAGGUGCGCUGCAGCCAGGACCGCUGUGUCAACUACUGCGAGAGAGGCAACAUGACCACGCUGUACAGCAGCAACAGUGAGGGGGCAGGAGGAGGAGGAGGAGGAGGAGGAAGGAGAGACAGCUCCCAUGGACCAGGAUUCAGAGUCUUCCUCUGUCCUCUGCUCUGUAAGAACGGAGGCGUCUGUCUGCAGAAGGAUCGCUGUCUCUGUCCUCCAAACUUCACCGGAAAGUUCUGCCAGAUCCCUGUCGCCCCCACGUCUGCCGCCGCGCCCCGCUCCGCUGCCGCCGCCGCCUCGCCGUCCUCCACCAACGAGAUCGUCAAGCCCGCACUCCUCUCCCCCAUGGCAGCCAAUCAGGAGCUGACCCAGUCAGAGUUCCUCCUGCCGCUGGGACAGAACCAGGAGGCGGCGAGGUCCGGAGCUCCUGGUCCGUCCAUGGUGAAGGUCAGAGUGCAGCACCCCCCUGAGGCCAGCGUGAAGAUCCACCAGGUGGUGAAGGUGUCUGGAUUCAGCCCCACCCUGCGGACUCACCCCUCCUCCUCCUCCUCCUCCUCCUCCUCCUCCUCCUCCUCCUCCUCCUCCUCCUCGGGGUCUGCGGGGGCUCCGGCUCCUGCAGGUUGGGGGGUUCAGGCCCAGACGGUGAGAGGGGACGGCACGUACACCCAACACUCCGGGUUCAAGUACUGCUUCAGAGAGGUCAAAGACGGACAGUGCAGCUCUCCUCUGCCUGGACUGAGGAGUAAGGAAAUGUGCUGCAGAGGGAUCGGGAAGGGCUGGGGAAUCACCGACUGUGUCCUCUGUCCUGAAAACACAGGUCAGAGCAACAGCAGCUGUCCUGCUGGUUUUGAACGAGCCAAUGGAACGCAGUGUGUCGAUGUGAAUGAGUGCCUCCAGCCGGGGCUGUGUGAGAACGGGAUCUGUGUGAACACCAGGGGGAGCUAUAGCUGUGUGUGUAGGGCGGGGUUCAUCCUCGACGCCUCACAUGGAAUCUGCAUCUCCCAGAGUGUGAUAUCAGAGGAGAAAGGUCAGUGUUACCGGGUCCUGGGCUCAGGUCUGGGUCCGUCCUCCUGCUCCCUGCCCAUCCUCAGGAACAUCACCAAACAGAUCUGCUGCUGCAGCCGAGUCGGCAAAGCCUGGGGCCCUGAAUGUCAGAGAUGUCCUUACUUUGGUUCAGUGGCCUUUAAGGAGAUCUGUCCAGCCGGUCCUGGGUAUCACUACUCGGCCUCAGCCCUGCAGUUCAACCAGAGAGUCAAGGAGCAGCUGGGGGGCCGAGGGGCCCCGCUGGUAACCGACGGCAACCAGGAAAACCAGGGUCCUAUUCUGGUUCCAGCAGCAGCGGAGCCUCCAGGUCUCAGCAGAAACCCUCCUCCUCUGAAACCACAGCUGCUGGAGCGAGUACUUCACGGAGCUCCUGGAUCAGCCAGUACCAGCAGCACCCAGACCAGGCCCAGUCCACCUCAGCCUCAGCCCGGGGCUCCGUCUCAGCCUCAGACCCGCCCGGCCGCCGGCUCCACCCCCUCCAGGCCCGUACAGCCCGGCACCACCGGCACCACGGCUACCCAGGACAGACCCCAGACUCCCGGCAGACCAGGAAUCCAGUUCACUACACCACCGAGACCACAGCCCCCGUCCACCGGGAGUCAAGCAGGUGCUCGGCCCUCCUCUGGGUCCCGGCCGGAUCAGCCUCCGGCCAGAGGGGACUCUCUCCCCGUUCCUGCCCAGCCACAGAGCCCCGAGCGUGGGUCGAGACCCAGCGAGCUGCUCCCUCCUGUGCAGAGCAGACCGGCCGUCAGCCCGACGAUCAGACCCACCAGAGUCCAGCCCGUGCGAAGUGUGUGUGACACCAGACCAGGUGUGUGUGGGCGUGGCCGCUGUGUGGAUCAGCCAGGUGGGAAACACACCUGUGUGUGUGAUCAGGGAUACCAGCCCAACUCUCAGCGCACAUUCUGCCAAGAUGUGAAUGAGUGUGUGCAGUCUCCAGGUGUGUGUUCGGUGGGAGAGUGUGUGAACACCAUGGGAAGCUACAGGUGUGUGUGUCCGCCUGGAUACAGGAGCAGCAGCCAGCAGACCAGUUGUCAAGACAUCGACGAGUGCCAGCUGAACCCCUGCAGGAACGGUCGCUGUGACAACACGCCGGGCAGCUACAGGUGUGUCUGUCGCCUUGGUUACAGGCUCGUCGGCAACACCUGCACAGAUGUGGACGAGUGUGAGGACCCUCUGCUGUGUCCAGGUCAGGAGUGUGUCAACACUCAGGGCUCGUACCGCUGUGCGUCCUGUCAGCCUGGAUAUGGACUCCUCAACAGGCUCUGUACAGACAUUGACGAGUGUCGCCAGGCUCUCUGCGCCAACGGUCGCUGUGAAAACACACCUGGGAGCUACCGCUGCAUCUGUCGCCAUGGUUACAAGCUCCAGAACAACACCUGUACAGAUGUGGACGAGUGUGCGGAGCCGUCUCAGUGUCCUGGUCAGAUGUGUGUGAACUCUGUGGGGUCGUACCGCUGUGUGUCCUGUCGACCAGGAUACACACUGACCAACAGACAGUGUACAGAUAUAAAUGAGUGUGAGAACAGGGAGUCUUGUCCUGGGCAGCAGUGUGUGAACUCUGAGGGAUCCUUCAUCUGUGUGGACUGUCAGCAGGGAUACCACAGUGUGAACGGAGUCUGCACAGAUGUGGAUGAGUGUGUGCAGGUCUCUCAGUGUCCUGGUCAGCAGUGUGUGAACACUGUGGGCUCGUACCACUGUGUGUCCUGUCAGCCUGGGUACAGCAUCAAAGAUGGCUCCUGCCAAGAUGUAGACGAGUGUGCGAGUGCCGGGGCGUGCGAGGCCGAGCGAGUGUGCGUGAACACUGCCGGCUCGUUCAGGUGCGACUGUCGGCCCGGGUAUCGAACCGCCGGCCUGGGGAGACAGUGCAGAGACAUUAACGAGUGUUUGGAGGGAGAUUUCUGUUUCUCCAGAGGAGAGUGUGUGAACACACCUGGAUCCUACACCUGUGUGUGUGCUCAGGGGUUCACACUGAGCGACAACAGGACGGCCUGUCUCGAUGUGGAUGAGUGUGAGCGGUCGAGUGUGUGUGUGGACGGGCGCUGUGUGAACACCGACGGCUCCUUCUACUGCCAGUGUCAAACCGGCUUCACCACCAACCCUGAGAGGACAACCUGCCUCGAUGUUGACGAGUGCGUCUCGUCCAGCGGCGCAGUCUGCGGGUCGCGUCGCUGUGAAAACACGAUUGGUUCGUACCGCUGCCUCACUUCCUGUCAGCCGGGCUACCAGGUGACGCAGACCGGCAGGUGUGUAGAUGUAAACGAAUGUGUCAAUGAGACGGUGUGUGGGGAUCACGCCUUCUGUCAGAACCUGAUAGGAACCUACCUGUGUGUGUGCGACCAGGGCUUCACCUCCACCGCCGACGGAAAAGCCUGCGUGGACGAGGAUGAGUGUGUGUCCAUGCCGGGUGUGUGUGGUUCGGCUCGUUGUGAGAACGUGGAGGGAUCCUUCAUGUGUGAAUGUGACGGAGCAGCUGAGUUCGACACGACGUCCAGAACGUGUGUCAGCGCUUUACGACCAGCAGAGACAGUCGUCCUCAUCUCCCCUCCCCCCCCCAUCUCCUCCUUCCACGUCAGUCUGGAGGAGCUGGAUCCGAUGCUGCCCCCCCUCCCUGCGGCUCGUCCCGGCGAGCUCAGGGAGUGUUACUACAACCUGGCAGAGCGAGGGACCUGCAGCCUGCUGGCCACCAACACCAGCCAGCAGGAGUGCUGCUGCACGGUGGGGGAGGGCUGGGGGCUGGGCUGCCAGUACCACACCUGCCCCCCCCCAGACUCAGCCGAGUUUCUGUCCCUGUGUCCCAGUGGGAGAGGAUAUGUUACGACUGGACCAGGAGCCUUCAGCUACAGAGAUGUGGACGAGUGUAAGCGUUUCCAUCCUGAGGUGUGUAAGAACGGAGUGUGUGUCAACAACAUCCCUGGAUACAACUGUUACUGCUCCAGUGGAUACGUCUACAACAGCACACUGCUGGAGUGUGUCGAUCAUGACGAGUGUGAGGAGGAGAGCUGUGUAGGAGGAGUGUGUGUGAACACGGUGGGUUCAUAUUACUGCAGCUGUCCUCAUCCUCUGGUCCUCGACGACACACAACGCAACUGUGUCAACUCCUCACACCUCACUGUGGAUGAGAACCUGUCUGUUUGCUGGCAGCAUCUCUCAGCAGACCUGAUGUGUCAGAGUCCUCUGCUCGGGGCUCAGGUCACCUUCACUGACUGCUGCUGUCUGUAUGGGGAGGGCUGGGGGAUGGAGUGCGCCCUCUGUCCCGCCACCGACUCCGACGACUACGCCUUCCUCUGCAGCUCCUUCCCUCCUCUGUUUCCCAGUUUUCCAGAUUCAGGCGGAUCAGAAACAGGAGUGAGACCAGGAGCAGGACGAGGAGGAGCAGGAGCAGGAGCUCCUCCUCAGUUUCCUCCCUACGGUCCAGACUCCUUCCCUCCUCCUGUGCUCCCCAGCAGAGACUUCAGUCGUCCUGACUAUGACGAUUACUCCCCAGCAGGAGGCGGCAGGUCGAGCUUCAGAGGGAGGACUCCUGCCUCCUUCAGUCCGCCUGACGGAGGUUAUCGCAGGCCUGAGUACAGCACUGGUUACUACUCUGAAGGAGACUACACCUCCCCUGACACCUCCCCACCCAGACCUCCCUCCUUCCGCCUCCCUCCGGACCCCCGGGCAGAGACGGCGUUCGGGGCCCGGCCUCCUCCUCCAUCCCGGCCCGACGGUCCUCCCCUCAGCCUGGCCCCGCUGCCCGGAGCUCCCUACGAGGAGCCGGAGGAGGAGGAGGAGGAGACGUGGAGGCCGGGCCCGCCCUUCCCUCCCUUCACAGAGAGGAGCAGAGGAGGAGGAGCACCACCGAGGAGGGUGUAUGAGAGACGUUACGAGUCGUACGCCGGCCUGAGCGCAGCAGAGGAUUGUGGGAUACUUCACGGCUGUGAGAACGGCAGGUGUAUCCGUGUCGCCGAGGGUUACACCUGUGACUGUUACCAAGGAUACGAGCUGGACAUGACCUCCAUGACCUGUAUAGAUAUAAACGAGUGUGAGGACGGCGUCAGCGUGGAGUACCCCUGUGUGAACGCUCGCUGCGUGAACACCGAAGGCUCGUUCCGCUGCGUCUGCAGGAGAGGAUACAUCAUGUCCCGCAGACCGAACCACUGUGUGGCCGCGUAGACCACAUCAGACCAGACUGGACUCGGAUCAGACCAGUACGGACUGGUCUAGACGAUCUAAAGACUUGGACUACACGAUGGCAGCCUGGGCUUAGGCUUUACUAUUGGACCAGAUUUGACAGACUAGACUCGACCAGGAUCAGAUGUACCGGACUGAAAUCCUCUUGCACUAAACUGGGCAGGGCUGGACUGGACUGGGCCGUGGUCCAGGAAAUAGAAUGACUGGAUUUUCUCUUAUGGAUCACUUCAGACUGGGACCAGGAUCAGUUCACGGUGUAAUAAAUAUAAAAUAUAAUUCACUGUUGAACUGGAAUUUGAAUUUUCCAGAUUUAAAAUGAUGACCAGACUCCAUUCACAAAAACAGGAAUUUAACUGAGCAGAACACAGGAGCUGCUGGAAUCCCACUGCCUCCAUCUGUUAGUGUGUCUGUGUUACUGUGGGACUUUCAGUGGUGGAAGAAGUAAUCAGAUACUUUACUGAAGUAAAAGUACCACACAGUAACACAGACAUAGUAAGAGAACAGUAUCCUAGCAGCUUCUGUUCUGCUCAGUAAAAUUCCUGAUUUUCUCAAUGGAGUCUGGUAUUAAUAUAUAGUGAUGUUUCUGGUGUCCAUACUCCAAAGGUUAAACCAGAAACAUCACUAAAUAUCACUACCAGACUCCAUUGACAAAAACAGGAAUUUUCCAGAGCAGAACACAGGAGCUCCAGUCAUUUCAUUAUAGUUUCAUAUUCUGCUCUGGUCUGUAGUUUUCAGUGUAACAGCAGAUUCGUCAUGCUCGGUCUAAACCAGUCUAGCCCUGUUUAGUUAGCCCAGUGAUCAGAACCAGGCUAACUCAGCUGUAGACUCCAGGCUCGUUCUAAUUAGCCCUGUAGUACAAACCAGGCCAGCCCUGUUUGGCCCUGUUUGGUACCAGGAACCAAGCUGUGCCCAAAGUUCACGUGUAUGUUUUUGACUUCCUGAAGACUCUCGACAUUAUCUGGAUGUUUAUUGUGAUGAAAGGUCUGGUAGGUUAUUUUCAGAGAGAGAGGAAGGUGUGAGGUUGUUUAGUAGAAAUAGUUUUGUGUGUUUGUUUGUUUUUAGGAAACUAACCAGGCUUCAACAACACUGAUCAGUUCAUAAACAACAUCUUAUAUUUUAACUCGACAGAAAACCAAAGUUCAGACGUUAACGUCACUUUGAAGGCUGAAGCUAACCACUGUUUUCAUUAUUGUUUUAUCGACUCAUUGAUUCAGUAUUUGGUUUAUUAAAUGCCUAAAAAAUACCUGUUACUUCUUCCAGAAGCCAAAGUUAAUGUCUGUAAAAUCUCUUUUUCAAGAUACUUACCUGUGAUCCAGCUCCACAGGUAUCAGACGUCUAUAAAUUGCAAGUUUUGACAAUUUAAUUUCUUAAAUUGUCUCAUUUAAAUAGAUUUUCAGGUAUUUCAUAGACAAACAUCAGUGUAGGAGAACAUAGUGUUGUUUGGCUCUGUGAGUAAACUUGUGACCCAUGUAACGGGUCUCAACCCACAUGUUGGGAAACACGGAGACAAGAGAAGCAGCAAAUCUUCACGAGGCUGAAACUUUAUCGAAAAUUUACUUAAAUGAUGAACCAAUCAUCAAAGUGAUUUUCAGUUAUUUUUCUGUCAGUCGACUGAUUGAUCGACUAAUCGUUGGAAGUUCUGAUCACUUUAUAGAUCACUGAGGGAGCUCAGGUGUGUAAACUCUACUUUUAUAUUUUUUUGAAGUGAUUAUGAUCAUAAUAUUUACAGCAUGAAAAAUAUAAAACACCACAACACCAGUCUGUUCAGUGAAACAAACAUUUGUCACCUACAGACAAAAGAAGAAAAUAGCCUGACGUUAUUAAUGAAUGAUUUACAGUUUAUUACAUUUUUUUUAAAUGAAGUAAUGUAGCUUUAAUUCCAAACCUACAACAUACAGCUACAAUAUCUGACAGUUUGUUAGCAUGUUAGCACAUUAGCAUGUUAGCGGUCCCAUUGUGAACAACAGAGAGCGUUUGCUAACGUGAAGAUUUUAACAGUAUUUGAGAAAAUACUGGGUGAUAUUAUUAAUGAGUGAGUCACAAUAUAUUAAGGUUUUUAAAAAUGGAGUAGCUUUAAUUCCAACCCUACAGUACAGCUACAACAUCUGACAGUUUGUUAGCAUGUUAGCAUGUUAGCAGUCCCAUUGUGAACAACAGAGAGGUUCUACUAGCAUAAAGAUUUUAUCAGUACUUCAGAAAAUACUUGUCUGAUAUUAUUAAUGAGUGAUUUACAGUAUGUAAAGUUUUUAAAAAUGGAUUAAUGUAACUUUAAUUCCAAACCUAGCCUAAAUACAGCUACCAUAACUGAGCACGUUAGCGGUCCUAUUGUAAACAACAGAAAGGUUCUGCUAACGUAACGAUUUUAACAACAGAAAAAAAUGUCUGACAUUGAAUAACAAUUUAAAGUAUAUUACGUUUGUUUAAAAAUGGAGUAUUGUAGGUUUAAUUCCAAACCUCGCCCAAAUGCAGCUACAGUAUCUGACGGUGUUAGCACGUUAGCAUGUUAGCAGUCCCAUUGUAAACAACAGAAAACUUCUAAGGAAGUUUUUUUGACACGUAGAAAUUGUCAUGUUGAAAGUAAUUCCUACUACUGUACAUUAUUAAUGAGACAACAUUUAGCUUGAAACGAACAUCUAAAGUUAGAAAAUUAGUUCAAUAGCUAACGAAAGUGUUUGGAAAAUGAAAAAUUGAAACACUGAGGCCAUGAGCCCAAAUGACCCCAGUUUGAUUGAUUUAAUUUUAUCUCGUGACAUGACGGUGGAUUAAAAGCUGUUUCAAAGCAGCAUUUAAGCAGCUAAUUUACUUAAUUUACUGUCAAAUUUAAAGAUAUUUUGGCAGCAAAAUGUCAGACAUCCAUCAUGUAAUGGAGUCAUUUGGUAUAUUUUUCCAUUUUAAUGAUUUCCUUAAUGAAACUCAGGACUCUCCUGGACAGUGUAACCAUCAUUUAGGUUUAUACUAUACCCACGUGUCCGCUCCUGGAAGCUGCAUUCAGUCACAUUGUGUAUAUAGUAAAUUCACAUUUUUCCACAAUAAUCCUUAUUGUUACCAAAUGAAUGAAGCUGUUAAGCCUGUAAGAGAGUGUGUUUAUUGUGUUUUUAUUAACUUCCUGUUAGUUAACUUGCUGAACCCGACGUGAUGAACUUUCCUCAGCACCUAAUGUUUGAUGUAUAACAUGCACUGUAUCUGCCAGAGACCAGCCUUAUGUGUUCACACAGGAGAUUCUGUAAAUUGUUUAAAUUGUCUCUGGUGUUUUUUAAACUGUUCAUUUUUACAUUUUAUGAUUCACUUUUUUAUCUUUGUUGUUUGUAAGACAAGAAAUGAAAAUAUAUUUGCACACACCUUUAGUGAAA